Molecule: messenger RNA, 15850 nt
Organism: Symphalangus syndactylus (siamang)
Lineage: Eukaryota; Metazoa; Chordata; Mammalia; Primates; Hylobatidae
Gene: PHF14
Product: PHD finger protein 14
Biological process (GO): regulation of transcription by RNA polymerase II
Source: RefSeq, a predicted model, not a curated record
UCGGCUCCUGCUCGAGAAGGGUGCGCGGGGGCGAGUUCUGCGCACGCGCCCUCAAUUCCUGCUGCUCUCAGGGCUGCGCUGUGCCUCGUGUUUUCACUUCCUUCUUCUCAGAGCUGUAUCCGGGUCGCUGCUUUCCCUAUUGUCUGAGGCGGCCGGCCUCGCGCUGUGCAAUUUCUGGUCUUUUGUUGCUUCUGGUCCAGGCUAAUAAAGUUUUUCUUUCUUUAAUUUUUUUUCUUCUAGUUUUAACGGGAGAAAUUAACUCCCCAGGGCCGCCGGGUUGACUGCGCUGCCUGGGCCGGAGGUCUUCUCCGGCCAGGGAGCGCUGUGGGAAGGGGCUCGAGCGGCCAGGGCCAGGCGAGGCCGGGGGGGCGGGGGGUUAGGGGAACGCGGGGCUACUCUUGGGAGCGCCCCUGUCCGGCUGGCUGCGCGCCGGUUUUAAAUAGCAUCUUUCGGACUUGUCUUCGCGGCCCCAGUCCCCGACCUCGGCGCUGCCUGGGCUCCUGCAGCCUCGCUAAGUCUCCUCCAAACGACCACCUCACGGAUUCCUUAUGGAUCGCAGCUCCAAGAGGAGGCAGGUGAAGCCUUUGGCAGCUUCUCUGCUGGAAGCUCUUGAUUAUGAUAGUUCAGAUGACAGUGAUUUUAAAGUUGGAGAUGCCUCAGAUUCUGAAGGGAGUGGUAAUGGAAGUGAAGAUGCUUCAAAGGACAGUGGAGAAGGUUCCUGUAGUGAUUCUGAAGAAAAUAUUUUAGAAGAAGAACUGAAUGAAAAUAUUAAAGUAAAAGAAGAACAACUUAAAAAUUCUGCAGAGGAAGAAGUUCUAUCAUCAGAAAAACAAUUGAUUAAAAUGGAAAAGAAGGAGGAAGAAGAAAAUGGAGAAAGACCUAGAAAGAAAAAGGAGAAAGAGAAGGAAAAAGAAAAGGAGAAAGAGAAGGAAAGAGAGAAGGAAAAAGAAAAAGCAACAGUAUCUGAGAAUGUGGCUGCUUCUGCUCCUACCACCACACCAGCCACAAGUCCUCCUGCUGUUAACACAUCCCCUUCUGUUCCCACUACGACAACUGCUACAGAGGAACAAGUCAGCGAGCCAAAAAAAUGGAACCUUCGACGAAACCGACCACUUCUGGAUUUUGUGUCCAUGGAAGAGCUGAAUGACAUGGAUGACUAUGACAGUGAGGAUGACAAUGAUUGGCGACCUACUGUAGUAAAGAGAAAAGGGAGAUCUGCAUCUCAGAAAGAGGGAAGUGAUGGAGACAACGAGGAUGAUGAAGAUGAGGGAAGUGGGAGUGAUGAAGAUGAGAAUGAUGAAGGCAAUGAUGAAGAUCAUAGUAGCCCUGCCAGUGAAGGGGGUUGCAAGAAGAAGAAGAGUAAAGUUCUUAGCAGAAACAGUGCUGAUGAUGAGGAACUGACCAAUGAUAGCCUGACCCUAUCUCAAAGCAAGAGUAAUGAGGACUCGCUGAUUCUUGAGAAGAGUCAAAACUGGAGCUCUCAAAAAAUGGACCAUAUUCUGAUUUGCUGUGUUUGUCUGGGAGAUAAUAGUGAGGACGCUGAUGAAAUAAUUCAGUGUGACAAUUGUGGCAUUACAGUCCAUGAAGGUUGUUAUGGAGUUGAUGGAGAGAGUGACUCUAUUAUGAGUUCAGCUUCUGAAAACUCCACUGAACCUUGGUUUUGCGAUGCCUGUAAAUGUGGUGUUUCUCCUAGCUGUGAACUGUGUCCUAAUCAGGAUGGAAUUUUCAAGGAGACAGAUGCUGGAAGAUGGGUUCAUAUUGUUUGUGCCCUGUAUGUUCCUGGAGUAGCCUUUGGAGAUAUUGACAAAUUACGACCAGUAACACUAACGGAAAUGAACUAUUCCAAAUAUGGUGCCAAGGAGUGUAGCUUUUGUGAAGACCCUCGCUUUGCUAGAACUGGGGUUUGCAUUAGCUGUGAUGCAGGGAUGUGCAGAGCCUAUUUUCAUGUGACCUGUGCUCAAAAGGAAGGUCUGCUUUCAGAGGCAGCAGCGGAAGAGGAUAUAGCAGAUCCAUUCUUUGCUUAUUGUAAGCAACAUGCAGAUAGAUUAGACAGAAAGUGGAAGAGAAAAAACUACUUGGCUCUACAGUCCUAUUGUAAAAUGUCUUUGCAAGAGAGAGAGAAGCAACUAUCACCAGAAGCACAGGCAAGGAUCAAUGCCCGGCUUCAGCAAUAUCGUGCCAAAGCAGAACUAGCUCGAUCUACCAGACCCCAGGCCUGGGUUCCAAGGGAAAAAUUGCCCAGACCACUCACCAGCAGUGCUUCAGCUAUUCGUAAACUUAUGCGGAAAGCAGAACUCAUGGGGAUCAGUACAGAUAUCUUUCCAGUGGACAAUUCAGAUACUAGUUCUAGUGUGGAUGGAAGGAGAAAACAUAAGCAACCAGCUCUCACUGCAGAUUUUGUGAAUUAUUAUUUUGAGAGAAAUAUGCGCAUGAUUCAAAUUCAGGAAAAUAUGGCUGAACAAAAGAAUAUAAAAGAUAAAUUAGAGAAUGAACAAGAAAAGCUUCAUGUAGAAUAUAAUAAGCUAUGUGAAUCUUUAGAAGAACUACAAAACCUGAAUGGAAAACUUCGAAGUGAAGGACAAGGAAUAUGGGCUUUACUAGGCAGAAUCACAGGGCAGAAGUUGAAUAUACCGGCAAUUUUGCGAGCACCCAAGGAGAGAAAACCAAGUAAAAAAGAAGGAGGCACACAAAAGACAUCUACUCUUCCUGCAGUACUCUAUAGUUGUGGGAUUUGUAAGAAGAACCAUGAUCAGCAUCUUCUUUUAUUGUGUGAUACCUGUAAACUACAUUACCAUCUUGGAUGUCUGGAUCCUCCUCUUACAAGGAUGCCAAGAAAGACCAAAAACAGUUAUUGGCAGUGCUCAGAAUGUGACCAGGCAGGGAGCAGUGACAUGGAAGCAGACAUGGCCAUGGAAACCCUACCAGAUGGAACCAAACGAUCAAGGAGGCAGAUUAAGGAACCAGUGAAAUUUGUUCCACAGGAUGUGCCACCAGAACCCAAGAAGAUUCCGAUAAGAAACACGAGAACCAGAGGACGAAAACGAAGCUUUGUUCCUGAUGAAGAAAAACAUGAGGAAAGAGUUCCUAGAGAGAGAAGACAAAGACAGUCUGUGUUGCAAAAGAAGCCCAAGGCUGAAGAUUUAAGAACUGAAUGUGCAACUUGCAAGGGAACUGGAGACAAUGAAAAUCUUGUCAGAGUUAUCGUUAUUACAGUCAUCCCUCCAUUGAUUCCAGGACGGCCCUCGGAUAUCAAAAUCUGAAGAUGCUCAAGUCCCUUAUGUAAAAUGCCAUCAUGUUUGCAUAUAACCUAUGCAUAUGUUCCUGUAUGCUUUCAGUUAUCUCUAGAUACUUAUUAUAAUACCUAAUACAAUGUAAAUGCUAUGUAAAUAGUUGUUAUACCGUAUUUUUUUAUUGUUGUAUUGCUAUUUGUUAUUGGGUUUAUUUUUCCCAAAUAUUUUCCAUCCAUGGUUGGUUGAAUCCAUUGAUGCAGAACCUGCAGAUAUGGAGGGCAGACUGUAUUAACUUCAGAAGGUAAUGUGUAUUGUUCACACACACACACACACACACACACACACACACACUGUCCUAUUUCCCAACAUGAGAAAUUGUCAAAUUUUUAUGCAUUAAUAACUAAUGAAAAUAACAGUAUUUUUGGUUUUCAUCCAUUUUUAAAUGCCUUUUAUAAAUGUAAUUAUUUCAUUUAUAAUCCUGCUUUUUCAUUUUAAUGAAGAAUUUCAUUUUCUUACUGUUUUGGUUUUGUUAGUCAUGAAAUUUUUUUUCAUCAUAAUAACCCUCCUCCUGGGAAUUUAUCAUAAGGAAAUAGUCAAAGAAAGAAAUGCUAAUAUAAAAAGACAUUUAUAGCUAUAGUUACAGUAGGAAAAUUAUUCCCACCGUCAACAUAUAACUCCCCAAAUAAAAACAACUGAAAACAUUGUAUAGGAGGGGAGUGAUAAACUAUAACAAAUCAAUAUUAAAAAAUUAUGUAUCUCCUAUAGAUUGUAAGAUAUUUACAUAGGAAUGAAGAAACCUGUUUUAUGUCAUAAGUAUAUGCUACUAAAUUGUUGCAUAUAAGUGGCUAGAGAUUAGACGGGAGCAAAAAAUGGGCAUGGUAUUAUUUUAGAAAGGUAGAAGUCUGAGUAAAAUAAAAUCCUUCAACAACAUUUUAAGUACAUUAAUCUCAUGAAUGUAACAUUUAAGUAGAGCCUCAUUUUGACCACAGACACACACAAAGAUUAAUUCGAUAUAAAAAAAACCCAUAGCCCUGAUCAGUUAACCACAGCAAAUAAAAACCUAAGACAAACCUUUUAUUAGGAACAACCAUUGAGUAGGGCAACUCAUAUUCAAAUGAAAUAAACAUCAAAUCUCUUCCUCAAAACAACAUUAAAGUUAUCAGCUUUUUGUGUAUGUAAUUUCAGUUAUGCAGUAUAGUAAAUAAGGUGUAAGGAUAUGUUCAUUGAGGCACAAACAAUUCAUUGACUUUUAUAUAUGUAUAUCUUUUAAAACUUGGAUUGUAUUUGAACACACCAUGGUUUCUCUAAAAGGUGAAAUUCAGCUGGGCAUGGUGGCUCAUACCUGUAAUCCCAGCACCUAGGGAGGCAGAGGUGGGAGGAUGGCUUGAGCCCAGGAGUUCAAGACCUGCCUGGGCAACAAAGUGAGACUCCAUUCUCCACAAAAAGGAAAAAAAGGACAAAAAAGGUGUAACAAGUGAAAUUCAGAACUCUGGAAACAUUUUUUAAUGAGAUACUUAACAUAUGUCUAUAUUCUUAAAAUACUUAGGCAAGUUUGAGCAAAGUAUUAUGAGUAGAAGAGGAGGAAGUUAAAAUGGUUGAUUAUUGCCUCAUGAAUAUACUAUUAAAAGUGUGACUUUAUGAUGUGACUUUAGUGUAGAAUUGUUCAUGCAUUUUUUUUUUUUUUUUUUGAGAUGGAGUUUCACUCUUGUUACCCAGGCUGGAGUGCAUUGGCGUGAUCUUGGCUCACCACAAACUCCACCUCCUGGAUUCAUGCGAUUCUUCUGCCUCAGCCUCCCGAGUAAACUGGCAUUACAGACAUGUGCCGUCACAUCCGGCUAAUUUUGUAUUUUUAGUAAAGACGGGGUUUCUCCAUGUUGGUCAGGCUGGUCUCGAACUUCUGACCUCAGGUGAUCCGCCUGCCUUGGCCUCCCAAAUUGCUGGGAUUACAGGCGUGAGCCACCGUACUUGGCCUGUUCAUGCCUUCUUUAUGUGUGUAUGUGUGUCAUUUUUUUAUACUUAAGAUUAUGCAUGAAGCCUCCUUGAAGCCUUAAGUGUGAUUUAAUUCAUAAAUAGGCAACCAGUUGAGCUCUGUGAGAAGUGAUUGAUCAAACUACAUGAAAGUAAUUCUUUAAGUAUAUUCUCUAUGAAUCGUAGCAAGAGGAGAAGUUCUGCUUUGAAUGAAACUGGUAGGCACUCCCUGUAAUUGCCCAGUGACUCAGAUUGACAAAGAUAGCUACACAAGGAAGGUAGGCCUACAAAGGACUAAAUCAGUGGGAUUCAGUCACAAGCAAGUGAAAUUAUAUCAGUCAAUAACUUUCCUUAUAAGUGACUGAAAUCUUCCAGACCCAUAUUUUCCUUUUCAGGUUACUCAUUUAUGUCAAUUAUUAAAGAACUGCAAAAUUGCCUGAUUAUAUCAAGGACUUUGUUGUGACAUGGUCUGUAAAUGUAGAUCAUUUUUUAAAGUUGAGUUUCAUGUAGAGCAUUGAGCACGUUGACUGAAGAUUUGACUUUUUCCGAAGCUUGUAACUGUAAAGAAAUUGUGAAAUCUAGUUUUUCCCUUUAAAAAUAAGAUUCCUGUGUUUGUUUCUUCUCGCCAGAUUUACUUUUGAAUCUAUUUCAUAUUAAAGAUACUGAAAGACAUUCACUUAUUUAUACAUUGAAUUUUUAUGUAGAGGGUUUAUAAGAGACAGAAGAAUUCAUAGGAUCAUGGGAUCAUUCCUAAAAGGAUGAAGAAGUCUUCAUAUAAACCAAGGUGACAGGUGAAUUGAAUCUUGAAGUAUGAGUAGGUUUUAGGAGAUUGAGUUAGGAGGUAGCAAUCCUUCAAGGGAAUAAACAGACAUGAAUAAAGACAUAAAGUGGGACCAUAUGAGUCAUGUGUGAUGUAAAUUUAAGAGAACAGGUAGAUUGGGGCCUUGAGUGCAAGCUAAUGAUGUUAAGCGGUCUAAUGGGGAUUUAUUGAAGACAAGGGAUGAUACAAAGGAGAGGAUUGUAAAAGAUUGAUAUUGUGGUGACAUACCUGAUGAACACAUGGGCAGCUAGAGGAAGACCAAUUUGAGGGCUGUGAACCUAGACUGAUGGAAGUAGAAAUGCAAAGGAUUAGAAAGAUCUAGGAAACAUAACAUCACACUAGGGUUGUAGCAGAUAAUCAAGAAUGGAAAGGCAAGGAAGAAAGGGAAGUGUUUAAAGCAAACUGGAUGACUUUAAGCUGAAUAAUUGGAGAGAAUGGUGAGAGUAGAAACAGAAAAAAGAUGAGUUGGCUGUAUUUAUUUUUUGGAGAAAAAUACAAUAGGUGAAUAGAGGGAUAUCUUUUUAAAGGUCUACUGAAUUAGGCAUUUUCAGAAAGCAUUUAAAGUUAUGUGAUUAUAAAUAUAAAGAGGAGCUGCUUGCAGUUGCUCACGCCUGUAACCCCAGCACUUUGGGAGGCCAAGGUAGGCAGAUCAGUUGAGCCCAGGAGUUCAAGACCAGCCUGGGCAAAAUGGUGAAACCCGUCUCUACUAAAAAUAAAAGAAUUAGCCGAGUGUGGUGGUGCAUGCCUGUAGUUCCAGCUACUCUGGAGGCUGAGGUGGAAGAAUCGCCUGAACCCAGGAGGCAGAGGUUGCAGUGAGCUGAGAUCAUGCCACUGCACUCCACCCUGGGUGACGGAGCGAGACCCUUUCUCGAAAAUAAAAUAAAAAUGAAUAUAAAGAGGAAUAGAACUCUGGAAAUAAAUUUGGUAACUGUUAAAUAUUUAUUCUUUACCCCUUAAGUAUUCUAUUCUAAUUUUCCGACCUUUAAGUAAAUGUGUCUUUCAGUGGAUAUUGAAGGUACAGCAGGAAAUCAUGCUUUAUAAGAAUGGAACACCUGAAAGAAUUAGGUAGGUGUCCUUGGUUUAGUUGAGUCACAGGCUGACUCCGGAGAAAUUUAAUUACCAUGUAGCAGAGCCUCAAAAUGAGAUUUUAAUACUCUGCUGUUUUUAAGCUUUGUUGUUGCUGACUGAAAUACCUCUGUAUAUAAAUAAUACUUAUCUCUGCUUAGUUGUAUGUCAGCUGAUUCACUUUAAAGUUGUGGAAUAUUUGUAAUUUGUCUUUUACCCCCUUUAUCUGUUUUGUAUUUGUUUCUAUUCCUUUUUCUUUGUGGUUACCUUCAUCCCAGCUGAAUUUGCUCUAUUUUAAGACAGUGGUCCUUAAACAUUAGGGUGCAUUUGAAGCACUGAAAGGCUUGUUAAAAGGGUUUCUGUUUUAAAAUUCUGAAGUGGUGACCAAGAAUUUGUAUUUCUAACAGGUUCCCAAGUGAUGCAGAUAUUACUGGUCUGGAGACUGUACUAUGACAAUCACUGCUUUAUGCAUAAAGCCCUUUAAGCUCAAGUCCUAAGAUAGUGGUUCUCAGCUUGGCUAGAGAUACAAAAAUAUCACCUGUAGAAGGAAUUACAGAAAAAUAAGCAAAAACAGGCCUGGAUCUCACUCUUGAAGAUUCCAAAUCAGUAGUGAACAAUUUAGGAAUGGUACCUCAGAGUUUAAGUUUAAGAGUUUAAGGGCAUAUGCCUUUUUUGCAUAUGCCCACAUAUCACUCAUCUAAACCCAGUGAAUUGCCUUUUUGAAGUCUCUUUUUUUUGUCCUAAUGUGAAGAUGUCAUGAGACCAAGAGCUCCAUUCUUUACUAGCUGAACCUGAUCAUUGACUCUUAGAGCUUUUAUGAAGAAGAUACAGUUGUCUUGGCCAAAAUGGUAUUAUAAAAUGUUGAAGCCAGGUGCUGACAAACUCAGAAUUAUUAAAAGCUCUUUUUGUAAAAUAACAGACCAGUUAAAGGGUAUUUUUUUCCCCCAAUAGUGACCCUUGAAUCAGAUUGGCAUGGCAACGUUCUAGAUUGCUCUGAAAUAGCACUCUAUCUAUUGUCUCCCUGAGACAAUGAUCUGUUUUCACUAUAGUCAGAAAGUGUGAUACAGCCCUGCCACGCAAAACUAGCUUUCAGGCUUUAGAUUCUAAACUUCUAAUUUCCCUUAGGACUUUCUUUUUAACUCAUGGGUUAUUUAGAAGUGUAUUUUAUUUCCAAAUAUUCGGAGGAUUUUCCAUGUAUAUUUCUACUAAUGAUUUCUAGUUUAAUUGCAACUCUAAUAUCUCCAUCAUCCCAGAGUUUGUUCUGCUGUUUGCUUUGUUUCUUGACAGUGGAUUUUCUUUUUCAUUUUAUGUGCCUCAUAACUUUUGAUUGAAUGUUGGACAUCAUGAGUUGAACAGUAGAAUAAUUCCGCCUGAAAAGGGCACACCUGUUCUUUUUCAAGGCUGUUAGUGUGGGGGAGUUGAGUCAGUUUAAUCUGAGUUGAGCUGGGCUUAUAUUUUCCUGUUACUCUGCUUACCUCAGUGUACCACAAGGCUUCAGAUUUCUUCACUAUUUCCUGUGUUUCUGGUUGAGGUUAUAAUGCCAGAGUGCUUUUUGUCAUUUGUACUCCCCUGUUAAAUUUCACCUUUCUCUGGAUGCCUGUGCAACUGAAGAAGCCCCAUUCCACUGUCUUUCCUCUUACUUAGCAGUAGACUGUUGUCACAUGUUACUCAGUGCUUGCUGGUCUGGUGGUAUUAGCCAAAGGAGUUCUUAAUUUUCCUCAUUCAAACUCAGCCUUCAGCCUCCAAAGAGCCACAAGCUUGGUUCUUGAGAGUAGGCCUUUUUCACUGUUCUCGGCCCUUUUUCCUAUGGCAGCCUUAUUCUGGCUUGUGUCUUUGGCAUAUCUUGUGAGGGAGUUUCCUUCUGACUCUCAGGGGGUAGGAGACCUUUAAAAGAUACAAGGGUAGUAUACUGGGCCCAGAAAUGUUUCCUGUCACUCCUGUAGGAGUAGAGGAUUUUUUUUCCUCUUAUAUUUUUUUCUCUUCACAGUGAGAUUGCUCUGUUUCCUGUGUGGCAGCAGGGUUUACAGCCUUUCUUUUAAUGACAUUAUGGCUUUUAUUCCUUAAAGGAGAAGGGUCUGGGUAGACUUUGGGUCUUUCCCACUGUGGUAGCUGCUCCCCUUCUCCAGGUCUACACCGCCAACCAGUGAAUGGUCUUUCUAAUGGCCCAACUUGUCUGAAUCUUUUUCUUGAGUACCUGGUGGAGGUGUCUGUUAGUUUUCUAUGGCUGUUAGAACAAAUUACUACAAAUCUGGUAGCUUAAAACAACACAAAAUUUUUUCAUAAUUUUGGAAGACAGAAGUCCAAAACCAGUUUCAGCUGGUCAAAGUGUUCAGCAAGGCUAGUUUCUUUUAGAGUGUUUGGGGGUAGAACCCAUUUUCUUGCCUUUUCUAGCACUAGAGUUGUUCUGCACUCCUUGGUUCAUGACCCCAACCUCUUGCAGCUAUAGCCAUGUCUAUUUAUGUCUCUGAUGCUGACUCCUCCUACUUCUCUCUUAUAAGAACUCUUUCCUGUGAUUAUAUCAGGCCCCUCAUCUCAAAAUUCUUAAUCAUAUUUGCAAAAUCCCUUUUACCAUGCAAGGUAACAUAUUCACAGGUUCAGGGCAUUAGAACAUGGACUCUCGUAUUGUUAUUCAGCCUACCACAAGGUUCCUGGAAAAAAGUUUGUGAAUGAAGGUAACCGUCCCUGGGGCUGUGGCUCCCAAGGCUUCUGUACUCUGAUAUUAGCCAACAUUUCACCUUUAGCAAACCUUUAAAAUUUAUAACUGAAUUCUUAACUCGUGUAGUGUUGAGCAGCUCUUCCUCUCAUGCUCUGCCACAGGUGAUCCAGAGCUUGGAUCCCAUCCUUCUUUUAUGGGGCCUAUCUUUCUUGUAUUUCAGGCCACUUGGUUGCCCUCUGACAUCAGCUGUCUGAUGGCUUGAAAAGUUACAAUUUUGUAGUUUAUCUUUUUUUGUUGUUGCUAGGAUAGAAGGAGUGUUAUUUCCAGUUGUUGUUGUUACUCUUUUUCCAUUCUAGCCAGAGGCCGUUCAAAGAAACUUCAGAAACUUUACUGAGCCUGAGGGAACACAAGUCAACUGCCAGUAAUCACUAUCUUCAGCUUUAUAGUAAUAGCAGUAGUAGUAAACUAGAACAAAUUGUAGUGAUAGUAAGAGUGGUUGAGUUGAACUCAUAGUGAAGGUAAGUAAGCACUUACCACAACCAUAUGCCAAGCAUUAUUUUAAUUAUUUUAUACACUUAUUUAAUCCUUAAACUCUAUGAGGUGGUUACUGUUUUUAUUUACAUUUAUAAAUGAGAAAACUGAGGCACGUGGAGAUUAAGUAAUUUUCUCAAGGUCUCAGGCUGAUACUGACAGAGCUGGGAUUUUAGUCCAGGAACUACUUCUCCAGAAUCUAUACUUUUAAGCAUGAGGCUGUGCUGCUUCUCAAAAAAUAAUUUGCUCUGAGGAUAUGAUGGGUCAUUAUUCUGUAGUUAACUCAGUUUCCUCUAUGAACUUUUUGCUGAACUAUUUCCCAAUUUUUUUGAGAGUCAAGGGCAUUUCAUUUAAUCCUAUAUCCCUAGAAGUAGAUGGAAAUAAGAUCAGGUUUUCUCAACCUGGGUUUCCUGGGAGAAUUAAUUCUUAAUACUCUCAGGCGUCCAUUAAAUGUAGACAAUAAAUGUUUUUUUGGUGGAUUUUAAAUUAUAUUCGUUAUCUACUAAAUUGGGAGAAGUGAAAAAAAAAGUCAAAUAAUUUUCUAUUUUCUGUGUUUCAAAUGAGAAGCUCCUAUAAUCACCUACAAAAUGAUAAUCCCUGCAUAAUGUAAGUAUCAAGCAUCAUCACGGACAUCUCAGCUAGAGUAUGGGAUAAAACCUCACCUUGAUUCUGUAGAUUUUUUUUUUACUCUACUCUCAUCACCUUUGAAAUUGGAGACUGAUCUUCUAGUUGUUCUCUAGUCAGGGGAUAUAUUUCUACCUGUAUAUAGAAGGUCAGCUUUGGGUCUAUACUCUGAAUUCAUAACUUGUAAUUCUAUUUCAAGGUGCUGUGAGGUUUAGUCCACUGAGAAUCCCAAGAGAUUUAUAUCUUUGUCAGAAUGCUAACUUUUAAAGAUUUAUUUUAAAUAAGGAAUAAAGAGGUCUUCCUUAAUCACAUAGUUUUCCCAGUCAUGCAAAGUUCAUUUUGAUUCUUUUAUUCUUUUUCAGUGUCUGAGUAUAUGCAUGCAUGGAUAUUUGCAUGUAAACUUCAACUGGGAUUAAAACCAUUUAGGGCCAUCCAUGUAUUUUGUAAAGAAGAUCAUCCUGCAUAAUUACUCUUUAUCAGUAACUAUCAUCAAAAAAAUUUUCACUUUAGGAUAUUCUUAUCCUAAAGUUUUUGAAUGCUCAUACAGACCUGACAAUUUCACUUAUAGGAGAAAGGGAAUUUUGUAAAGAAGAUCAUCCUCCACAAUUAUUCCUCAUCAGUAACUAGCAUCAAAUAUAUUUUUACUUUAGGAUAUUCUUAUCCUAAAGUUUUUGAAUGCUAAUACAGACCUGACAGUUCCACUUAUAGGAGAAAGGGAACUGGAUACCAUUUUCCAGUUCAUUUACAGGUAUUUCAUAUCAUAUGUUGCUUUAGCCUGGGACAGAACCCAGCAGCCUUUUAACACUUUAUUAAAAGCUCUAUUUGGUUGUUGCCAAUUAUAAAGCAGAUUUGAAAAGAAAAAGAAAAAGAUAAAGCAGAUUUGAAAAGUAGACCUUUAAGAACUGUUUGGAUAUAUCGGGUUUUUAUAGCCAUUCAAAAAGAACUCAAGAUAAUCUUCCCACAGGACAGUCAUGGCGAUUAAUAAGGAACUACAUAGGAAGUAAAGUUGUUUCUUGAGUUUACCAAUUUCUGUUGGUGUUCUUCUGGAAUUUUGACUUAUCACUAUAUAUUGAAAAAAGAAAUCUUCAAAUGAUUUCAGCCAACUCAGUACAUUUAAUCUUAGUACCUAUUUACUUCAUUGAUAGUAUCUUACCCCAACGAUAGUAGACUAGAACUUUUUUUUUUUUUUGAGACGGAGUUUUGCUCUUGUUGUCCAGGCUGGAGUGCAAUGGCGUGAUCUCGGCUCACUGCAACCUCCGCCUCCCGGGUUCAAGUGAUUCUCGUGCCUCAGCCUCCUGAGUAGCUGGGAUUACAGGCAUGCACCACCGUGCCCAGCUAAUUUUAUAUUUGUAGUAGAGAUGGGGUUUCACCGUGUUGAUCUGGCUGACCUCAAACUCCCGACCUCAGGUGAUCUACCUGCCUCAGCCUCCCAAAGUGCUGGGAUUACAGGCGUGAGCCACCAUGCCUGGCCAGGACUAGAACUUUUUAACGUAUUUUAUUCAUAUUGCCACAAUGGAGAAUUAUUAUGACACCUAAAAUAGAUAAUAUUUUAUCAAUAAAAGCUAAUGUUGAUAGAUUUAAGGUGACUAAUCUAUCAUAGGUAUUGAUAUCAGAGUCUCCUCAGUUUUCUAAAUUAUGACUAGGGAUUACCAUUAGGCAUAGUAGUAGCCCUUUAUCAUUUGAAAUCACAAUUUAAUUUCUUGGUGAAUUAGGAUUGGUAGGAGGAAUUUGAGAUAUUGAGCUAUUCAAAAAUUUACCUAACUUUUGAACUUCAUCAGCAGUAUCCCCACCAUGUUGUUAUGCAGCUAUUGUUUGAAUACUUUCCCUUACCACAGUUAAUGCUAGAGGCAGAGUUCAGGCUAGUUCAAUCCUCAUCUGAAAAUUUGCCUUCCCUUCACAUUCUCAAAGUUCAUUGUUGAUACCCAUUUAUCUAACUCAGCAUCUUGUUUAACAUCAUUGUACUGCAUAAGAAUCAAUAAAGUGCACACUCUCCCAAAUCUUGUUUGUCCCUUCCUCUAUUCUAUCUCCUCCUUCAUCUUUCUCUAGCUCUGAGCUGUCAAACAGCCCAUGGUGGGAAAAUGAAGACUUUAACAUUUAAAUUUAAAGGAAGGGGUGUGUGUUUGUAUGUGUGUAGGUGGGAGGGAGUGUAUUUGAAUCUAUAUAUUACCUGAUUUUUCUGUAAAUCUAUCAUAUUCCUUUAAAGUCUUUUUUAAAAAGUUAAAGGACUGUAAGUAGAAAAAUUAAUAUUUUUCUUUUAAAAGCUUUUGUUAAUUAUAAAAAUUUAUAUACAAAAAUAUAAAAAGUAAUUUUAAAUCACCUAUGAUCUUACACUUCUCAAUGUAUUUACUUCUAUUCACACAUUUUUAAUGAUUCUGUUCAAAACAUUUAAAAAACUUUAGCCAUGGAUAUAAUUUGAAAGCUGAAAAUAUCAGAAUAUUUUGGGAACAGUUUUCUAUUAAAACAUUUCUUGAUCCAUUCUCUUCCUUUCCCAUUCCUAUGGCUUCCUUGAGACCUUUCUCAGUGUCUAGCCUCUAUUUUCUGCCAUGUUACUCUGUUCACCUUAGCUUCUUUGCUGUUUUCUCUUGCCUUCUUUCUCUGUUCCUCACUUCUGAUUAUCUCUCCCUUGGAUCCCUCUCUGUCUGCCUUGCCUCUCCUCAUUUUUAUUGCUAGUGUAUAAUUGGGUUCUGCAGCUCUACUAUGUCUCACUUCCCCCAACCUUCUGGCUCGUUUCCUCGCCUGAUAAAAUGGCCAGAACUUGAACUCCAGUUCUUGUGGAAAGUGCACCGUUGUCCUCACUAAUAUCCAGAGCAGGGCAUGUGUUGUCUUCCUUCUUUAAUCCCCCCUGCACCCUGCUGUUAUUUACUUCUUUCUCUAAAUACCAUUAUUCCAAGUCUGUCUUGGACAUUUACUGAACAAUUUAGGGUAACAGAGGCCUUACACACAGAACGGUGUAAGAUUUAAAAUUAAAUGCUUUGUAUUCUUGUUCAUAAAAGUUACUUGGCCAUCCUUGCCACUAAGAAUGUUUCCUUUUUGCCUUAGACCAGGUUUCAUAAAAAGCAGUGAUCAGUGACUUAAGAUAAAUGUCUUUAGACUUAAAAUGAUGCUUCAUUGUAUGUCACGAAGAGAUUAGAUGCUAAGGAAGGAAUUAGAAAAUUAAGUAAAUUUUGUGCUAUAAUUUUUAAAAGUUCUUUUCAAAAAUGCUUUUCUAUUAGUAAAAAUCGGGGAAGAGAGGUUUAAUUUUCAAAAUAUUCAUAUUUAGAUAAUGAGUGUAGCUCAGCUGCCACUGUAUUUUUCUUAUUAAGGUGGUAUUCUGAUGAAAUUUAAAUUAAAAAAUGUUUACUUGGCAUAUUUUUUCUAUAAUUAAGUUGAUUUGCUGAUUUUGUUAGACACGUGGAAUGACUAACCUGUCUAACACAUUUAGUAUUUAUUUUAUCACAUUCUUUGGCUUAAAAUCUGUAUUAUAACAUCAGACCUUUAAGUGUCUUUGUAUUAUUCAUAAAUAUUUUUUAUGUUAUAAAUGUUUGGAUUUUAAAAUUUUAAAAAAAUUUUUAAUAGAUGCAGUAUAGUCAAGUAAUUUGUAUUUAAAGAAAUCAGAAGCCUGAACAUGGUAUAUAUUACAUAGUGAAGUGUGGUAUUUCUGGGGUACACAAUUUUAGAGUAAUAAACAUUAUAAUUUCAAGCACCUACAGCAGUGAAAUAUUUCUCAUUUUACACAUUCAUGUUUCUGUAAGAUUUGUUUUUGCAGUUUUAAUUUAUCUUCCAUUGCAGUGUGUUAAUAUUGUUAAAUUAUACAAGGGAAGGAUUAUAUAUUAUAUACUUAAUCAUUUGGAAAGACUGAGACUCUUACCACAGUUCUGCUGUUGAAUAGAUGAAUGACCUUGAAUCAAGUUACCUCUAGGUCAUUGUCUUAUCUUUAAAAUGAAGACAUUAACUUCAUUUUUUCUCAAGUUAUGUAACUUUUAUAACAGAGAUUUCAAAACAAAUAUACAGUUUCAAAAAAGGUCCUAAAGUCUGUAAUCUCACCAUUCAUCUGACACUUGAUUUAUCUGCCUAGCAUCACUACUAAGCAGCAGGGAAUGAGCUUUGUCAGGGAUAGAGCUGUGAGCCCCUUCCCUCUUGGCAGGAGCUAUUAACAAUUGACUUGACAAUUUCUCUAAGUGAGCUGAUGAUAUGUCUUUACUAAAAAUUUCAACACUUGGAGUCAUACAAAACAAGUAUAAUCUAGCUUCUAAUUGAAAAGCCAACUAUAUUGUUUUUGAUUUUUCCUUCAUUUUUAAAUUAAGCAUUCUGUUUCAUCUGUUACUCCUAUAUCAAGGUUUUUAUUUGUAUUGAUUUUAUAUUUCUUUGGACAAAUGAAAUAGACAUUUGAAAUAGACAUAAUAAUGAAACAAGAGGUGAAAUGAAUUUGAAAAUAGGACUGGACACAAAUUUUGAAAUCUGAGUGAUUUCCCCAGCAAAAUGUUAUUUUAAAGUAAUUUUGGCCUGGCAAUUAUAGUAAUGAUAAUGUUAGAUGCUUACUGUAUCCCAGACUAUGUUUUCUGAUUUUUGACUCUACUAUCACAUUCAGUUCUUACAACAGUCCUAUGAGGUAUACAUAUCUCCAUUUUAGAAGAGAGGUAACUAGGGUACGUAGACACUAAGCAGUGUGAAAUAGAAAUUGUUCCAAUUAUAUAUUUAAAUGAUAUUAUGACAAAAAACCAAACACCGCAUGUUCUCACUCAUAGGUGGGAAUUGAACAAUGAGAACUCAUGGACACAGGAAGGGGAACAUCACACUCCGGGGACUGUUGUGGGGUGGUGAGAAGGGGGAGGGACAGCAUUAGGAGAUAUACCUAAUGCUAAAUGACGAGUUAAUGGGUGCAGCAAAACAACAUGGCACAUGGAUACAUAUGUAACAAACCUGCACAUUGUGCACAUGUACCCUAAAACCUAAAGUAUAAUAAUAAAAACAAUAAAA